This is a messenger RNA of Labrus bergylta (ballan wrasse), 1864 nucleotides long. RefSeq names its product zinc finger, RAN-binding domain containing 2 (gene zranb2). The record is from RefSeq and is a predicted model, not a curated record. NCBI's taxonomy places the organism in Eukaryota, Metazoa, Chordata, Actinopteri, Labriformes, Labridae. Gene Ontology annotation, molecular function: lipopolysaccharide binding; RNA binding. Gene Ontology annotation, biological process: RNA processing.
GGAGGGAGGAAGCUCUGCGCCGGGCUGCUGCAUGAACACACCGAGCACCGAGCACACCCUGCCACCGGGCUAGUCGGUGUUAACGAGCACAAACAUGUCGGGAAAGAGUUUCCGAGUAAGCGACGGGGACUGGAUCUGUCCUGAUAAGAAGUGUGGAAACGUGAACUUUGCAAGAAGAACUAGUUGUAACAGAUGUGGACGAGAGAAAACCACAGAGGCAAAGAUGAUGAAAGCAGGAGGAACAGAGAUUGGGAAAACUCUGGCGGAAAAGAGUAGAGGCCUCUUCAGUGCAAAUGAUUGGCAAUGCAAAACAUGUGGCAAUGUGAAUUGGGCAAGGAGGUCAGAGUGCAACAUGUGUAACACACCAAAAUAUGCCAAGCUUGAGGAGAGGACAGGUUAUGGUGGAGGCUUCAAUGAAAGGGAGAAUGUUGAAUACAUUGAACGGGAGGAAUCUGAUGGGGAAUAUGAUGAAUUUGGUAGGAAAAAGAAAAAGUUUCGUGGCAAAACAUCAAGCACGUCUUCAUCAAAAGAAAGUGAGAAGAAAGAAGUAGUGAAAGCUGUAGCUGAUGAUGAGGAAGAAGAAGAGGAUGAGGAAGAUGGUGGUGACCUUUCCAAAUACAAAUUGGAUGAUGAUGAUGACGACGAAGAAGAAGAUGGAGACCUGUCAAAGUAUGACCUGGUUGCCAGUGAAGAUGAAGACAUGCCAGCCAAGAAAAAGGGCAGCCGCUCUGGCUCGUCCCGGUCCCGCUCAUCCUCGCGCUCCUCCAGCUCCAGUUCUCGGUCGAGGUCCAGGUCCGGCUCUAGAAGCUCAUCCAGCUCCAGAUCUGGAUCUCGCUCGAGGUCCCACUCCAGAUCCAGCUCCAGGUCUGGCAAGGGCUCCUCUCCCAAGAAGAGGUCCCGCUCCCCUUCCUCCUCACCUGAGAGGGGACAGAAGCGCAGUCGCUCCAGGUCCUCAUCUGGAGAGAGAAAGAGGAGGCGCUCUAGAUCACGUUCGUCCGAAAGGUGCCGCGGACAAUCCUCUGGAUCCUCCCAUUCUGGCUCCAGUUCAAAAAAGAAAUAAUUGUAUUACAGCCUUUCAAACAAGAAAAGAAAGCAUAUUACAAGUGCAUGUUGUGUUGCAAGGACUACAACCACCACCUUUCAGUAUGAUGUUCAUUUCCACUGAAAAGUCUUACUUCCCUCAGAAAAGACAGCGGCAGCCGUACUUAUCAUUACAUGCUUCCUUUUAAAACCACAUCCACCCCAGUCCUUGACAAGUCUCUAUAACCACAGGUGUCCAAUAAAUGUAAAUGUUUGGUCCUGUAAGAAUAUCAGAAACUGUGAAGAGGCUGUGCCCUAUUUUAAACCCUAUUGCUGAAGUCUUCGUGGCGCUACAUCAUUUAAGUCUACUUGUCUCUGGAGAAAAUGAGUGAAACAUUUUUUUUUCCUUUUGUUCUGUUCAUUUCUUUUACAAACUAAUUCUUCACUUUUUUUUUAAAUAAUAGGAAAACGCCAUUUAGCAUCAAUUUAGAAUACCUGGAGUGUAGCAGUGAGAUCUGGUCCACUUGUUUUUAUUUUCUUGGUAAAUAUAAUUUUUUUUUUUUUCAAGGUAAGUAUUGACUUUUGAUAUUGCUUGUUUUAGUCAUUGAUAGUCCAACAUUCUUUGGUUAAGGUUUAGAUCCUUUACUCUGCACAGUUGUCGCCUGCUUCACCACUCAAAGUUAGUCCCUUAUUGUCACACGGACAACUGAUGAAUUCAAGAACUUACAGAUUUUCGUGUUCCAGAUUGGGUCAUAAAAAUAAGUAAAAUACAGUGUCUGGAUUUAUGGUAAAACGUGAUAAAACAACACAUAUGUACAAUGUAAAUAAAAUCCUGUCAACAUUG